Molecule: messenger RNA, 2514 nt
Organism: Dalotia coriaria
Lineage: Eukaryota; Metazoa; Arthropoda; Insecta; Coleoptera; Staphylinidae
Product: mitotic spindle assembly checkpoint protein MAD1-like
Biological process (GO): mitotic spindle assembly checkpoint signaling; attachment of mitotic spindle microtubules to kinetochore
Cellular component (GO): mitotic spindle; kinetochore; nuclear envelope
Source: RefSeq, a predicted model, not a curated record
GCGCCAUUCGUGUUAUGGUACUGUGCGUGGUACUGAGUUAGGUGUGCAGUGGCGUGGUUAUGUUUGCCUCGGUAUUUCUCUUAAUUCGACACAACUUGAUAUGAAAUAAGCGUUGUGUUUCAUUGUUUAACAUUAACUUGAAUUUAUCGAUUAGAUAUUACUAAUUUAGUAAUUCAAAAUGUCCAACAACGACGGACCGGCUUUCAAUGACACUAUUUUGCGGAUUGUAAAUAAUUACAAAAAGGGCUCCGUUCGCGAGCGUAUAUUUGAUUACAAUACGCCGAAAAAACGAUCAUCAAGCCCCACAUCCAGCACUAGCUCAAGCGAAAUCAACUCGGCAGUGAAGAAGUUUAAAGCAGACAAUCAGAUUGUAUGUGCGGGCUCACCACGCGAGUUUCGUCGCCUUAAAUGUGAACUUAUUGAAAGUCGCAACUAUGCAAAAGAAUUGGAGAAUCAGCUUACACAUUUGCGUGCAAUAAAACGCGAAGAGCAAAUUGAUUUCGAGCGUGAGACUAAACGAUGGAAGGCACAGGCUGAAAGGGAUAGAAAAACUAUUGGAGAACUAGAAACUAAGCUCGAUGACUUCAGAAGGAGAGAACUAGCUUGCAAGACUGAAUUAAAUGAAGCUAAAGCACAAUUUGCUAGGACUAAGGCAAGUAUGGAAAUGAAACUUCAUACAUUGGAUGUACAAUUCACCAACUUGAAAGAAGAAGUGCAUGAUCAAAGCACUGAUGAAAACACCAAGAUAAUUCAGUUGGACAGGCAGAAUGAGGAACUGCAAAUCAUGUACAAAGCAGCAAAAGAAGAUACUGAAGCACAUAAAAAGUUUGUUGAUGAAUUAACAUUAAAGUUAAAAGCCAAAACCAACUGUGAAAAUGAAUUAGAAAUCAAAACCCAGGCUUUGAACAAAGCUUUACAACAAAUACAGAAGAUGGAGUUCAACAAGGAGUCAUAUUUGGAAUAUCAGCAGCAAGCUAAGAAUCAACAACAGAAACUCACAAACUACGAAUCAUUAGAGCGCGAAAAUGCGCAACUUCGAGAAGAAAACUCCAGUCUUAAACAAGAUGUUCAUCAUAAACUGCUCCUAGAAGAAGAAGUACAUGACAUCAAAGGUCGCCUACUGAAAUAUAAAGAAUUAGAUAAAACAUUGAAUACUCUGAUGGUGUCAAACGCUCAGAACGAAAUGCACCUUGAAGAGUUCCGGACGUUGGCUAGAAGCAUCUGCGAAACGUCCAAUUCUGAUACAACGCUUCCACGACUGCUGAGAACCGCUGUGGAACGUCUUCAGCAUCAAGAAAUCACACUGACUUCUGAUAAAAUUCAAUAUUCUGCUCUGUCGACCGCCAUGCAUGAGGCCAAGGUGGCGAAAGACGAAUUAGACAAAUGUCGUUCUCACAUUUUGACUUUGGAUAAAGAUACAAAGCAAGCCAAGGCUCAAAUGAUUCGAAUGCAAAGAAAGCUGCAACUUGUAACCGGUGAACGCGACAGUUAUCGAAAACAGUUGGAUUCGUACGAAAAGGAUUUGACAAUUUGUAUUAAUCCAGCGAGUUUAGCAAAUCCAGGCGCAGCGCAGAUUGAAAGUCAAUUUGAACGAAUUAAAAAUCUCGAGCGCACUGUUGAUGAGUAUCGCGAUAUGGUACAUAAACUGGAGAGUGAUCUGAAAAGCGUUGAGGGAUAUUCUACGGAUAAUAUUCCUAUUCGCGCUGAGAAACUGGCACGAUUGCAGAGCGAAGUUGCCAAAUUGAAAGCCGACAAUGAUUUAUUGCGUCAACGCAAAGAUAAGUUAGAGAUACAGUUGGAGGGAUUUCUAGUUGGAGAAGAUGUGGCCUAUGGUCGAAUUGUACACAACAGCAACAAUCCUUUGUCGAACAUUAUAAAACAACGUGAGCAAGAAAAGCAGCGUCUUGAAGAAGAUGUAAUUAGCUUAAAGCGCAAAAUCAAAAAAAUGGAAGACGGUCUAGAAGCAUCUCGUCUGGGCGAUAUCACCAUCGAUCAUCGAGAGGUGCAAAACUUGAAGGAGAAGCUUGCCGCAGCUGAGAACAACGUGGUGCGAUUAAAGGAGUACUUCAAGAAGGCAGUGCAGGACAUGCGUGAUGUCACGUACUUGUUAUUCGGAUACAAAGUUGACAUGAAUCAAUCACAAUACACGAUUACCAGCAUGUACGCUGAGAAGACAGAGGACGUGCUCAGUUUUCAUCUAAGCAAAGAAGGUGCUUUCAACUUAAUGGAGAAUGAGUACAGUUCCAGUCUGGAAGAGAUGGUAGAUCUGCAUUUGCGACAACAACGAUCAAUUCCGGUGUUUCUAAGUUCAUUGACUUUGGAUUUAUAUAAUACGCAGACUAUGACAAAAGCAUACGAUAUUCAGGAGGACGAUGACGUCGAAGACGAUGAGGAUGAAGAGGAAGAAGAGGAGGACGAUGACGUAGAAGAUGAUAACACUGAGGAGGAAGAUUAGAGGAAGUAUUUAGUUUAUAUUCAUGUAAAGUUCUAUGUUUAAUAAAAUUAUGUCUUAUA